Trichoderma breve is the source of this 1791-nucleotide messenger RNA. Its product is annotated as WD domain, g-beta repeat domain-containing protein. The record is from RefSeq and is a predicted model, not a curated record. The transcript has 4 exons. Gene Ontology annotation, cellular component: mRNA cleavage and polyadenylation specificity factor complex. Lineage: Eukaryota; Fungi; Ascomycota; Sordariomycetes; Hypocreales; Hypocreaceae. Gene Ontology annotation, molecular function: protein binding. The coding region runs from base 1 to 1791 and encodes 596 amino acids.
AUGGCUUAUGAGCCUCGUGGUGAGCAUGGUGAUCGAGGAGGUGGUGGCCAGGGCCAAGAUGGUUCCUAUAUGAAAGUCCGCGGUCGAAGGCCGGUAACGGACUACAGCGCCAGUGUCCUACACUGGAUGCGAGACCGCGCUCCCAACUAUCGAGGUGGCUACACCGGCGAGAGGGAACGCCCAAGCGCGAGCUACAUCGUGGAUAUGAUUCCACCAGCAGGGCGACCAGUAUUUCCCGCUGAUUCCAUCCCGGCCAAGCACCUGCACUCAUCACUGAACAAAAUCAAGCACCCUAUCAAUGUGGUUCGCUGGACUCCGGAAGGGCGCAGGUUACUUACAGCGUCAACAAGCGGUGAAUUUACCCUUUGGAAUGGCACCGGCUUCAACUUCGAGACGAUUAUGCAGGCUCAUGACUCCGCCAUUCGUGCCUUGGAGUACUCGCACAGCGAUGACUGGCUGAUUUCAGGCGACCACGACGGAGUUAUCAAGUACUGGCAGCCGAAUUUCAAUAACGUUAAAAGCAUCAAUGCUCAUACAGAUCCCAUCCGAGACCUUGCGUUUAGUCCCAAUGACUCCAAAUUCGUCACUGCCUCGGACGACUCUACCCUCAAAAUCUUUGACUUUGCUCUUGGUCAGGAGGAGCUAAAGCUUGAAGGCCACGGCUGGGAUGCCAAGUCCGUCGACUGGCACCCAACCAAAGGCCUGAUCAUUUCCGGUUCCAAGGACCACUUGGUCAAGCUUUGGGACCCUCGGACAGCGCGAAGCCUCACCACGCUUCACGGCCAUAAGAGCACCAUCACCAAGGUUUUGUUUGAGAAGAAGCUCGGCCGGUGCUUUGCCACGUCGGCCCGAGAUCAAACGGCUCGCGUCUUUGAUCUGCGAAUGAUGAGAGAUAUUGUUCUCUUAAAAGGCCACGAAAAAGACAUUUCAACUUUGACCUUCCACCCAAUUCAUGCCAACCUCCUUUCCACUGGUGGCAUGGACGGAUCACUCCACCACUAUAUGCUCGACACCCCGAACCCCCCAGCUGGCCAGCCUCUUACCGUCGCCCCUUACGACAGCCUCGACCCAGAAUCAACUCCAGCUCAAUCAGUUUGGCCCACGCACAAGGUCCCAUUUGCACACGACUACGCCAUCUGGUCUCUAGACUGGCACCCCCAGGGUCACAUUCUGGCAUCUGGCUCCAACGACCGUAUCACCCGAUUCUGGGGCCGUGCCCGACCUGGCGAGACUGAAAUCUUCCAGGACCGGUACCAUAUUGAGGAAGAGCAGCGCGAGCUAGAGGACGAGAUGGACGCUCUUGUCGAUCAGGAUGCCCCCAAACCUACCGUUCCUGGCUUGACUGGCGGCAUUCCAGGUCUGCCUCUAGGUGGAGGCACCGUCCCUGGCCUCGGCUCGAACAUACCACCGCCACCGGUUGCUCCUGGAGUCGGCGUUGGUGCAGUAGCUCCUCCUCCUCCGCCUCCGCCUUUUGGCAUCCCCGGCUUCAACGGGGCACCGCCGCCUCCGCUGCCCGGCCUGGAUCUCCACAACCCUCCAGACCCGGCAAAGCUUCUCGAGCUGAUGCAGCAAGCCGGCGUCCCCAUACCACCUCCAGGAUCUCUCCCACCAGGUCUGAUCCCGCCACCGGGAGGAAUUCCUCCUCCGCCGGGUAACUUCCAGCUACCCAUUCCUCCUCCACCGAUGAACCCUGCCGACAUGGAUCCGAACCGUCGACGUGCACCUCUUCCCAGUCAAGAAGAGAGUCUUCGCCAGGAGCAGCGUCACGGAAAAUACACCCGCGCCCGGUAG